Aricia agestis (brown argus) is the source of this 12648-nucleotide messenger RNA. Its product is annotated as dynein axonemal heavy chain 1-like. NCBI's taxonomy places the organism in Eukaryota, Metazoa, Arthropoda, Insecta, Lepidoptera, Lycaenidae. The transcript has 87 exons. The record is from RefSeq and is a predicted model, not a curated record. Gene Ontology annotation, cellular component: dynein complex. Gene Ontology annotation, biological process: microtubule-based movement. The coding region runs from base 23 to 12562 and encodes 4179 amino acids. Gene Ontology annotation, molecular function: dynein intermediate chain binding; minus-end-directed microtubule motor activity; ATP binding.
AAAAGCUAAGAAAAUAAGAAUAAUGUACACAAAGAAGAAGAAAAUUCGCCAACACGACGCGGUGUUCGGUGCGCGGGAGGCGCGGCCGGCGCGCGGGUACUACUCCGAGCUGGUCGCGCAACACACGUCCGACCACAAGCACGCCGAGGUCUGCUCGCACAAGCGGACCAAGCUGCUGAUGCAGGCGAAGACGGAGGCGCUGGCUCCGACGCUGGUGUCGUUGCCGCGGCCGCAGCGGCCCAAGCUGCUGCUGCCGCCGGGACGCUGGACCACCUACCGCGAGGACGACAGUGUUCAAUUCCCGUUCGAGACGUUCGUGCCGAAGCUGCAGCUGGUGAAGGUGGUGCUGCCGAAGGAGGUGCCGCGCCUCGUCAACAUCGAGCGUCUCAGGAGGAAGUUCCUCGCCGCUAAUUUUAAGAAGAUACUCCGUCAGCUGGGCAUCCAGCCGUACCAGCUGCUGCCGCCGGCAGAGUACCGCGCCGCGGAUGACCAGCUCUACGCCCUCCGCAGCCCCUACCCUCGUCUCCACCUCCAUAUCUUCGAUAAUACUGACUUCGACUGCAGGAUACCAGAGGAAUGGCUGGGCCUGGGCGUGAUCGAGGGGGAGCAGUACCCGUGCCCCGGCGUCGCCUUCCUGCCCCGGCUCAAGGAGAAGGCCGUGCCCGCCGGCGACGUCAUACAGAUACUGAACAACUUGUACGAGUGGACGAACGUGGCGGUGUUCAGCUACUCGCAACAGACGGACCGCUGGCACGUCAUGACGCUGGACGGCUCCAAGCGACGCUUCGAUAUACCCCGGAUUCGGCUGAUGUUCAAGGCGGAGGACCCGGAGACGUUCGCGCGCCGCGUGCAGUUCGCCGUCCAGCUGCGAGACGAAGUCGAAAAUAACUUGCGGUUUUACCUGUACCUGGACUGCCUGCUGCUGGCCGGCCUGCCGCGCAUGCCGCUGGCGCACAUGCCGCGCAUCCUGCAGCUGACGCUGGUGCACCGCCAGGCGCGCCAGGCGGAUGAGGAGCACCUGCGGACCCUGCAAAAUGAGGUGGAGAUCGUGUACCUCAAGACGGAGGGUAAGAUGGGGAUGAUACACACGAUGGUCCGCGACCGCGACGUGUACGACUUCAUCAGACCCCCGACUAAGGAGUACGAACCUCCGGUGCCCGCUUUUGGUCGCUACCCGUGCAGCAUGGAGGACUUCGCGGGCCGGCUGAAGCACAACCAGUGGUACUCGCUGUACGUGCUGCCCGAGUCCGUCGCAGCCAUACACCUCGUCAUCGAGGAGUGUCUUAAGGUGGAAUCGAUGUUGUUCUUCACGUCCAACUACGGGCGGAACGUCAGCCUGCAGGAGUUCGACACCAUCCAGCAGCAGGCCACCACUACGACGCUGAAAUACUUAAACAUCACGUGGCUGAACUCGACUGCGCACGCGAUCAAAAUGUCGUUCAGAGACGUUGGCAAAGGUUGGUUCAAUAUUUACGAGAAGAAAUGGGAGUUCUAUUGCAUCAGCAAGCUGUGCAGGUUCAUGCAGCUCGUCCGGUUCCGCAUGCAGUACGCGCUGCGUCGCUGCGUGGAACAAUCAAUGCAGUUCCUGGUGGGCGUGUGCGAGGCGGCGUGCGCGUGCACGUACGGGUGCGGCGCGGCGUACGAGUGGGGCGGCGACCUCGUCUCCUCCCCCUUCCGCGCGCCCGCCACGCUCUUCUACUUCCACAUCAUGAUGGCGCCCGACGGACCUUAUUAUACCACGCCGCCGGAGCAAUUUGAGAUUGUUACCCAGCGGCUGUUCUGGGAGAUGGUGUACCGGUCCCACUUCAUCCCGCAAGUCCACCCCAAGAUCAUGACCAAGCUGGUGUUCGACACCGAGCUCUGUCUCACGUCUAUUGGUCUGAUGGAACCGAUAGUGGUGGAGUACCGGGAGCGGCUGCUGAGGGCGUUCCGUCAGGCGACAAUACCGCUGCUCGCGUACAUGCGACAGUUCGACUGCUACACACACAUAUACCUGCUGGAUAUUAAGGAAUAUGUUGAGAAGUACAGACAGGAGAAGCACUCGGCGUCUGAGAUCCGCUCGGAGCUGCAGCGGCACAGCGACGCGCGGCAGGCCAUAAUACACCGCCUGCCGCACUUCAUCAACAUCGGACCCUUCACCGUCAACGUUGAGACACUCAAGACGAUGCUGGUGAAGAAGCUGUCAGACACGAUGUCGGAGCUGAUGAAGAUGUGGAUGGAGGAGGUGCGGCUGGUGGUGGACGAGGUGGUGGCAGCCCACCGCGGGGUUCUGCGCAAGCUGGCCGAGAAACCCAACUCCGUAGAGCACAUCUUCGAGAUGCGAGAGUGGAUGGAGACCAUACCGUACGCGCUGAAAACCCAGGACGAUAUCAUGCGUAAAGUUCACACUGAUUAUGAAGUUCUAGAUGCUUUCUUUAUGCCGCUCGAGAAUGAAGACUUUAAAACGCUUUGGGAAGCGAUCGGACUGCCGUUGACUAUCACAACACAGGUGACAGCGACUUUGGAGUUCCUGGCGGAGGAGCAGCAGAAGUUCUGGAGACUGCACGAGCAGGACGAGCAGGCGCUGGCGGACAGGAUCGACAUGUACACCUCACAGUGCAUGGCGCUCACUCUGCAGGACGACUUCGCCAGGGUCCACGAGAUAGCGAACGACAUAAAAAAGGCGUGGAAGGGCAUGAAGGAGUCGCAGGAGUGGGGGCGCGUGCUCAACGCCCGCCAGAAGUUGUUUGGCCAGCCCGUCGUGCCCUUCGCUGACCUCAACCGCCUCGUCAAGGAGUUCGAGCCCUACAGGAACCUCUGGGUCACUGCUUCCGACUACCUGAAGGCCCGAGAGGUGUGGCUGGACAACCCGCUUGUGUACGUGGACGCGGACGCCAUAGAGCCGCUCGUCAACGACUACUACAAGACCAUCGUCAAGUGCAUCCGCACCUUCGCCGACAUGCCCAAGAUACAGCAAGUCGGGAUCACUAUACGAGAUGAGAUUGAUGAAUUUCGGCCACUCAUAGCGAUCAUACAGGCGGUGAAGAAUCCGGGUAUGAAAGAGCGACACUGGAAAGAGUUUAUGGACAAAGCUGGUAUAACACUAACGAUGAACGAGAAGCAGACGUUCUCUAAGUGCCUGAAGCAGGGUAUAGCGGCGCACGGCGCGCUCAUCGCCGAGGUGGGCGAGCUGGCGGGCAAGGAAUACGUCAUAGAGCAGGCGCUCGACAAGAUGGCCGCCGAGUGGGCCAACAAGGUGCUGGAGAUCACGCCGUAUAAGAACACAGGAACGUUCAUAAUGAAAGUCCCGGACGAGACGCUGCAGCAGCUGGACGAGCACCUGCUGGCGACGCAGCAGCUGGGCUUCUCCCCGCACAAGGCCGCCUUCGAGCUGCGCAUACAGGAGUGGGGGGACCGCCUGCGACUCACGCAGAGAGUGCUGGAUGAGUGGAUCGAGUGCCAGAAGGAGUGGAUGUAUCUGGAGCCCAUUUUCACUUCAGAGGACAUCUCGCGACAGCUGCCGGCCGAGACCAAGAAGUACGGCACCAUGGAGAGGAUCUGGCGCCGCAUCAUGUCCACAGCCGCUGCGGUGCCCAAGAUAAUGGGUGUGUGCCCGGACAGCCGUCUGCUGGAGAGCCUGUGCGAGGCUCGGCACCUGCUGGCGGUGGUGUCGCGCGGGCUGGCCGACUACAUGGAGCUCAAGCGGCUGCGCUUCCCGCGCUUCUUCUUCCUCAGCGACGACGAGCUCCUCGAGAUACUGUCACAGUCCCGCAACCCCAAGGCCGUCCAGCCCCAUCUCAAGAAGUGCUUUGAGAACAUCGCCAAGGUGACGUUCGAGGGCGACCUGCGGAUAACGGAGAUGCACUCGAGCGAGGGGGAGGUGGUGGAGCUCAAGUACAAGUUCUACCCCACCGCCAACGUCGAGCAGUGGCUGCUGCUGCUCGAGGAUACUAUGAGGAAUACCAUCCGUCUGAAGCUGGUGGCUGGUCUGGAGGAGGUGUGGCGCCUGGAGCGCGGGGAAUGGGUGCUGCGGUGGCCGGGGCAGGUGGUGCUGGCCGGCUCGCAGGUCGCCUGGACCGCCGGCGCCGAGGACGCCAUCCGCACCACCGCUCUCGACCGCUUCUACGACUCGCGUCUCGACCUGCUGGACGAACUGCGCGCGCUCGUGCGGGGCUCGCUGACGCUGGCGCAGCGCGAGGUGGUGUGCGCGCUCAUCGUGGUGGAGGUGCACGCGCGUGACGUCACGCGCCGCCUGCUCGACGACCGCGUGCGCGCGCUCACCGACUUCCAGUGGGCCUGCCAGCUCAGGUACUACCAGAUGUCCCGGGAGCUGGUGCCGCUGGGUCCGGACGAGGUGGGCGAGGUGUACCAGGACGAGGCGCGGCUGGACACGUCGCGCUACUACCGCCAGUUCAGCGCCGACUACUGCCAGGUGCGCGCGCUCAACGCCGCCUUCACGUACCAGAACGAGUACCUCGGGAACAGCGGCCGUCUGGUGAUAACGCCGCUGACGGACCGUUGCUACCUGACGCUGAUGUGCGCGAUGCACCUCAAGUUCGGCGGCGCGCCCGCCGGCCCCGCCGGCACAGGCAAGACGGAGACCACCAAGGACCUGGCGAAGGCGCUGGCGGUGCAGUGCGUGGUGUUCAACUGCUCCGACCAGCUGGACUUUCUCGGCAUGGGCAAGUUCUUCAAGGGGCUCGCCGCUUCAGGAGCCUGGGCGUGCUUCGAUGAGUUCAACCGGAUCGACAUCGAAGUUCUCUCCGUGGUGGCGCAGCAGGUGGUGACGAUCCAGAAAGCUCAGAUGGCGGGGCUGGAGAAGUUCAUGUUCGAGGGCGUGGAGCUGCCGCUGAAACCCUCUUGCGCCGUCUUCAUCACCAUGAACCCCGGAUACGCCGGUCGCACGGAGCUGCCGGACAACCUGAAGGCGCUGUUCCGGCCGAUCGCGAUGAUGGUGCCGGACUACGCGCUCAUCGCCGAGAUCUCGCUCUUCUCGUACGGCUUCUACGAGGCGCGCGGGCUCGCCGGCAAGAUCACCACCACAUUCAAGCUCAGCUCUGAACAGCUCUCCACGCAGGACCACUACGACUUCGGCAUGCGCGCGGUGAAGACGGUGAUCCUAGUGGCGGGCAACCUCAUGCGGCGCGCGCCCGACGCCGACGAGCGGCAGAUCGUGCUGCGUGCGCUGAGGGACGUCAACGUGCCCAAGUUCCUGGCUGAUGAUCUCGUUCUGUUCAAUGGUAUAAUCUCGGACCUGUUCCCGCGCGUGCCGAUCCCGGUGGCGGAGUACGGCGCCAUGGAGCACGCCCUCAGAGAUCAGCUCAGCCGGCGCGGAUACGAACACUUGCCGGCGUUUAUUUCGAAGACGAUCCAACUGUACGAGACCACAGUGGUGCGACACGGGCUCAUGAUCGUCGGCCCCGCCGGCGCCGGCAAGACCACGUGUUACGAGGUGCUCCGUGACGCUCUGACGUCACUGCGCGGCGCGGCGGACGCCGAUGGCGUGCACGCCGCGGUGCGUAAUCACGUCGUCAACCCCAAGGCCAUCACCAUGGGCCAGCUGUACGGCGAGUUCGACCUUCAGACGCACGAGUGGACGGACGGUAUCCUGUCGUCGCUGGUGCGUGCUGGCGUCGCGGCGGAGGACGACGACAAACGCUGGUAUAUCUUCGACGGUCCGGUCGACGCUGUCUGGAUUGAGAACAUGAACACGGUGUUGGACGACAACAAGAAGCUGUGUCUCUCCAGCGGUGAGAUCAUGAAGCUGACGGACAGGCAACGGAUGAUAUUCGAGGUGGCGGACCUUUGCGCGGCGUCGCCGGCGACGGUCUCGCGGUGCGGGAUGGUGUACCUGGACGCCGCGGUGGUCGGCCUGCCGCCGCUCGUCACCGCCUGGUUCACACAACUGCCAGCGAUCGCGGAGAGCAUCCGCGCGCCGCUAUCAUCGCUAAUCGAUACUUACCUGUACCCGGCGCUGCGGCUGGUGCGGUCCUCGCUGACGGAGGUGGCGGCGUCGGCGGACUGUGCGCUCGUGCUCAAGUUCCUGGAGCUGCUGGACUACCGCCUGCGCCCGCUCACCGGCAAGGACGACCGCCCGCCGCCCGCGCCCCAGUUUCUGGCGCUCAUGCCGAAGCUGGCGCCAUGCUGGGUGGUGUGGUCUAUCGUGUGGUCGGUGAGCGCGACCUGCGACCGCGACAGUCGCGCGAUAUUCUCGGACUUCCUGCGCCGUCUGAUGAAGGAGGCGGGCACCGAGCUGCGUUUCCCGAGGGACGGCAGCGUGUAUGAUUACAAUCUCCACGACGGCGGGUUCACGGACGCGACGGAUGACGGCGAGCCAGGCGCGCCGCACUGGUACAACUGGAUGGCCAAACUCGACGAGUACGAGGUCGACAACGACUGCCAGUACGCUGACAUAGAGGUGCCGACGAUGGACAGCGUGCGCAGCGCCGCGCUGCUGGGCUGCAAGAUUGCGAACCACAACCACGUGGUGUGCGUGGGGCCGACAGGCACGGGCAAGACCGUCACCGUGACCGCCAAGCUCGCGCGCGGUCUGCACAGGAAGUACGUCGCCGAGUACCUCGUCUUCUCCGCCAGGACUUCCGCCAACCAGACCCAGGACGUGAUCGAGGGCAAGUUGGAGCGGCGGCGGCGCGGCGUGUGGGGCCCUCCGCCCACCAAGCGGCUGGUGCUGUUUGUGGAUGACCUCAACAUGCCGGCACUAGACCAGUACGGCGCGCAGCCACCCAUCGAGCUGCUGCGACAGUUCAUGGACUUCUCAGGAUGGUACGACCGCGUGAACAUCGGUGAGUUCAAGACGCUGGUGGACAUGAGCGUCGUGGCGGCGAUGGGCCCGGCCGGCGGCGGCCGCAACCCCGUCACCAUGCGACUCAUGAGGCACUUCCACUACAUCUCCUUCACAGAGAUGGAGUAUAAGAGCAAGUACGCAAUAUUCAGCGUGAUCCUCAAAUCGUGGACGCGCAACAUCACCGAUGUCAAGGUCCGCGAGGAACCACUCCUGAAGGCUUCCAUCGGCAUCUUCCAUGCGCUAGUGGAGGAGUUGCUGCCCACGCCCACCAAGUCGCACUACACCUUCAACCUGCGAGACCUGAGUAAAGUCUUCCAGGGCAUGCUCAUGAUGGACCCGAAACUCAUCAAGGACGAGAACGAAGUAUUACGCUUGUGGUACCACGAGCACCAACGCGUGUACCAAGACCGGCUCGUCAACGAUCAAGAUAGAAAGUGGUUUGCCGACCUAAUGGAGAAGAACCUCCGUAAAGAAUUUGGGAAGAGAAGUAAAGACGUGGUCGGAAACGCUUUGAUGCUGUUCGGCGAUUUCAUGGACAUCGGGUCUGAUGACAGGAAGUACGUUGAAAUCACGGAUGAGAAAGAGUUGGACGACGUGCUGACGGGCUACCUGAACGAGUACAACCUGUCGACGACGGCGCCGCUGCCGCUGGUGCUGUUCCGCGACGCGGCGGCACACCUGUGCCGGAUCGCGCGCAUCAUGCGACAGCCGAUGGCCAACGCGCUGCUGCUGGGCAUGGGCGGAUCAGGACGACAAUCGCUAUCGCGUCUGGCGGCUUUCAUGGGUGAGCUGCAGUGUGUCCAGAUCGAGAUCAGUAAGGGAUACGGUAUGAGUGAGUGGCGGGACGACCUGCGACAGACCAUGCUCACAGCCGGUGCUGAUAACAAGGGCAUCGUGUUCCUGUUCUCUGAUGCUCAGAUUAAAAUGGAAUCAUUCCUGGAGGACCUGAACAACGUGCUGAGCUCGGGCGACGUGCCCAACGUGUACGAGGUGGAGGACCUGGACCGCAUCUAUUCGGCGGUGCGGCACGUCGUCACCGAGCAGAGCCUCGCCGCCACCAAGACCAACCUGUUCGCCGCGUACCAGAAGCGCGUGCGCAGUAACCUGCACGUGGUUAUUGUGAUGAGCCCCGUGGGGGAGGUGUUUCGGUCGCGUCUGCGGCAGUUCCCCUCCCUGGUAAACUGCUGCACGAUCGACUGGUUCAGCGAGUGGCCGCGCUCGGCGCUCGAGUCCGUCGCCUACCAUUUCCUCGACAACAUGAUGGAGCUCCAGACCACGUAUGACGUCAUCGGGGCUAUGGUGUCUGUGUGUUGCUACGCGCACGAGUGCGUGGUGUCGGCGAGCGAGCAGUUCCUGGCGCAGCUGAACCGGCUCAACUACGUCACGCCCACCUCAUACAUGGAGAUGUUGCGGGCUUACCAGGACAUGUUCCGCAGGAAACAGAACGCGAUAUUGAAGGAGUCCAACGCGCUUAAAACGGGUUUGAAUAAGCUGAACCAGACGGAGGUGGAGGUAAAGCAGCUUCAGAUCGAGCUGGCGGAGCUCAAGCCGCUCAUGGAGAAGGCGGCCGACGAGACCAGGAAAGUCAUCGAACAGAUUGCCGUAGACACGGCAAUAGCCGAAGAAGCGAGAGAAAGAGUCGAGAAGGAGCAAGCGCUCGCCGAGAAGAUAUCCAAAGACACGCAGGCCAUGGCUGAAGACGCGGAGAGAGAUCUCGAGGAGGCGAUGCCGGCGCUGAUCGCGGCGGAGAAGGCGCUGAAGGAGCUGAACCGCAACGACAUAACGGAGGUGAAGGCGAUGAAGAAGCCGCCCGCUGGCGUCCUCCUCGUCGUCGAGUCGCUGUGUGUCGUCUUCGACAUCAAGCCUGUCAAGGAGCCUGGCACCAAAUUCGGCGAGAAGGUCCUCAACUACUGGAAGCCGGGCUCGCUGAUGCUGGCCGACCCCGGCGCCUUCCUCGACUCCCUCAUGAAUUACGACAAGGAGGCCAUCACGGAGGACAUGAUCAAGAAACUCAAGCGGUUCGUGAAUGACCCCAAGUACGAGCCGAAGAAAAUUGCUAAGGUGUCAAAAGCGUGCAUGUCCCUGUGCAUGUGGGUGCACGCCAUGUAUAAGUUCUACCACGUCAACAAAAACGUCGCGCCCAAGAAGGCCGCGCUGCAGCGGGCACGGACCGAGCUGGCUGCCGUCGAAGAGAUACUGGCGAACGCGAAGGCCAAGAUGCAGCAGCUGCUGGAGGGCAUCGCGAAACUGAAUGCGUACCUGCUGGAGAAACAAGAGGAAAAGGCCAGGAUGGAGGAGGACAUCGACCAGUGCCUGGCCCGCAUGGACCGCGCCAACAGGUUACUGAACGGGUUGUCGAACGAGCGUGUGCGCUGGGUGCGCACCAUCAAGGAACUGAACGUCGCCAACUUAAACCUCAUUGGAGAUAUUUUACUGACUGCUUGUGCCGUGGGCUAUGUGACUCCAUUCACGGACGAGUUUCGACGAGACCUGAUGAGUAAGUGGACGCAAAAAAUGAAGGAGGCCGGAGUACCACACACGGAGGGUGGAACCACGGAGUCGAUUCUUGGUGAUCCGGUUACUAUCAGGAAGUGGCAGAUGCACGGUCUGCCGCGCGACGCGAUGUCGGUGGAGUCGGCGCUGCUGCUGACGAGCUCGCGCCGCUGGCCGCUCGUCGUCGACCCGCAGACGCAGGCCAACAAGUGGAUACGGAAUAUGGAGAAGCUUUCGGGUCUGAUCGUGUGCAAGCUGAGCGACCGCGACCUGGUGCGGAACGUGGAAUCGGCGCUGCGGUUCGGCAAGCCGCUGCUGCUGGAGAACGUUGGCGAGGACCUCGAUCCCGCGCUCGAUCCCGUACUCAAGCGUCAAUUCUUCCGUCAAUCUGGUCAAACUGUGCUGAAACUGGGCGACUCGCUGGUGCCGUACUCGGAGGGGUUCUUCCUGUACAUCACCACCAAGCUGCCCAACCCGCGGUACACGCCGGAUACCUACGUUAAGGUGCAGAUUGUUAACUUCGCGCUGGUGCCCAGUGGUCUAACGGAGCAGCUGCUAUCAACGGUAGUCGCAUCCGAGCGUCCCGACCUGGAGGAGGCGCGGGGGCAGCUGAUAGCGUCGCGCGCGCAGCUCGCGGCUCAGCUGGCCGACAUGCAGGCGCAGGUGCUGGCGGGCCUGUCCGACAGCGUCGGCUCGCCCGUCGACGACCUGCCGCUCAUCACCACGCUCGAGGCCAUCAAGCUCAAAAGCGACGAGAUUUUGGUGAAAGUGGUGGACAUGGAGCGCACGUCAGCGGAGAUGGAGGGUGCGCGCGCGGGCUACGUGCCGGUCGCCAACCGCGGACAGAUCCUGUUCUUCUGUCUGUCCGCCAUGGCCGGCGUCGACCCCAUGUACCAGUACUCGCUCGAGUGGUUCGUCAAACUCUUCCGACGGAGCAUGGAGGAGACCGAGCCUAAUGACGACAUCCUGGACCGCGUGGACGGCAUAAUGGAGCACUUCACGUACCUGCUGUACGCCAACGUGUGCCGCAGCCUGUUCGAGCGACACAAGCUGCUGUUCGCGUUCCUGCUGUGCGCGCGCGUGCUGCUCGACCGCGCCGCCAUCAGGCAGCCGGAGUUCUACUUCCUGCUGAAUGGGGGUCAUGUGGAGGAGGAGUCGGAGAACCCGGAGCCGCGGUGGAUCUCUGUCCGCACGUGGCAGGAGGUGCAGCAGCUGUCAGCGUUGGACACCAUGCGACACUUCGUUACCGAGGACUUGCCGCAGAAUCUCAAGUUCUUCCGCACAUUCCACGACGCAUGGAACCCGCAUAGAUUACCAUAUCCGAAACCUCUUGAUUCAAAAUAUGACUCGUUCCAAAAGCUGUUGAUUCUCAAAUGCUUGCGGCCCGACAAGCUCAUACCGGGUCUCCAGGACUUUGUAUCGGCGAACCUGGGCGGCCGGUUCGUGGAGCCGCAGCCGGCGGAGCUGGGCGCGGUGUUCGGCGACUCCGACCCCCUCUCGCCCGUCAUCUUCGUGCUGUCGCCCGGCACUGAUCCCGCUGCCGAUCUGAUGAAGUUUGCGGAGAAGAAGAAGAUGGGCAAGCGUCUGGAGAGCAUCUCGCUCGGUCAGGGGCAGGGACCCAUCGCCGAGGCGCUGCUGCGUGUCGGUGUGGACGUCGGCAACUGGGUGUUCUUCCAGAACUGCCACCUGGCGCCGUCGUGGAUGCCGGUACUCGAGGCCAGCGUGGAGGCGAUCGGCGCGGGCACCGUACACCGCGACUUCCGCCUGUGGCUCACCUCCGCCCCCUCACCGCACUUCCCCGUCCCCCUGCUGCAGAACGGCUACAAGAUGACGGUGGAGGGUCCGCGCGGCGUGAAGGCGAAUCUGCUGAAGGCGUACACCAACCACGUACCCGACUUCGCCGACUACUUCCACUCGGAUGACACGAAAGUGCCAGCAUUCAAGUGGCUGCUGUUCUCGCUGUGCCUGUUCCACGGCACGGUGGUGGAGCGGCGCAAGUUCGGUCCGCUGGGGUUCAACAUCCCGUACGAGUUCACGGACGGCGACCUGCGCAUCUGUCUCUCGCAGCUGCACAUGUUCCUAGCUGAGCACGAUGAGGUGCCGCUCAAGAUGCUGACAUACACGGCGGGCCACAUCAACUACGGCGGGCGCGUGACGGACGAUUGGGACCGGCGCUGCCUGCUGGUGCUGCUGGCGGACCACUACUGCGCCGCCGCGCUCGCCGACACGCACCGCUUCCACGACGCCGCCGCCUACAGACAGCAACCAGCCUCCACGACGUUGGAGCAGUACCUGUCGUACAUCCGCGGUCUGCCGCUGAACGACGAGCCCGCCAUGUUCGGCCUGCACGCCAACGCCGACAUCAGCUACGCCAUGGCCGAGACUGCCGCCUGCAUCGCGACGCUCCGCAGCACGCAGCCGCGCGAGGCAAGUUCUGGCGGUCAGUCGGCGGAAGAGACGACGCGCGCCGCCGCCGCCGACAUACUGCACCAGCUGCCGCAGCCGCUUGACCUCCAACACAUCGCAAAAGUGUAUCCGGUGUCGUACAAGGAGUCGCUGAACACGGUGCUGGCGCAGGAGGCAAGCCGCUACAACCGCCUGCUCGAUGUCAUCGACACAUCACUCAGGGAGCUGCAGCGUGCGCUGACGGGUCUGGUGGUGAUGUCGGAGGCGCUGGAGGGCGUGGCCUUGAGCCUCGCGCGACACGCUGUGCCCGACAUGUGGGCCGCCCGCGCCUACCCCUCGCUCAAGCCGCUUGGUGCGUGGGUAAAAGACCUGCGUCGUCGCGUGCAGUUCCUGCGGUCGUGGUCGGCGUCGGGUCCGCCCCCCGUGUUCUGGAUGUCGGGGCUGUUCUUCCCGCAGGCGUUCCUUACCGCCGCGCUGCAGAACUACGCGCGCAAACACGUGCUCGCUAUAGACACCAUCAGCUACGCCUUCGAGCCACUUGCGUCGCCGCCGGCUCGGAGGCCGGAGGACAGCGUGUGCGUGAGCGGACUGUACCUGGAGGGCGCGCGGUGGAACGUCAUCGACAUGGUGCUCGAAGAGAGCCGACCCAAGGAGCUGCAUACAGAGAUGGCGAUAAUCCACAUGCGGCCGGAGCAGGAUCACCGCGCGGCGGCGGGCGCGUACGUGUGCCCGGUGUACCGCACGCUGGCGCGCGCGGGCGUGCUCGCCACCACCGGCCACUCCACCAACUACGUGCUGGCGGUGGAGCUCGCCACGCGCAAGCCGCCGCCGCACUGGGUCAAGCGCGGCGUUGCGCUCUUCUGUGCGCUAGAUUAUUAGUAUUUUUAAAUGCAAUGUAUAUUUUACAUGUUUCAGUAUGUAAUAAAGCAGUGUGCGUUAUCUAGGAUGGAAAUAAAUGUUUUGUU